Messenger RNA from Candidozyma auris, 1056 nucleotides. Its product is annotated as D-arabinose 1-dehydrogenase (NAD(P)(+)) ARA2. Gene Ontology annotation, molecular function: D-arabinose 1-dehydrogenase [NAD(P)+] activity. Gene Ontology annotation, biological process: dehydro-D-arabinono-1,4-lactone biosynthetic process. The coding region runs from base 1 to 1056 and encodes 351 amino acids. Gene Ontology annotation, cellular component: cytosol. Lineage: Eukaryota; Fungi; Ascomycota; Pichiomycetes; Serinales; Metschnikowiaceae. The transcript has a single exon. The record is from RefSeq and is a predicted model, not a curated record.
AUGAACUUCCCACCCAUUGGCCCUACACGGGUACUUCAGCCCUAUUCCAUAGUAAACUUGCCCCCUCUCAUUAUUGGUGGAGCUGUGCUUAAUGAUAUUUAUACAAAAGAUCCCACAAAGCUUCCAAUUCAAGACAUUCUCAGUAUCGCUUUCUCGAAAGGUCUCAACGCCAUCGACACCUCUCCCUAUUAUGGGAAAUCUGAGGAAUUAAUCGGUAAGGCAUUGAAGGCAAUCACAGCGGAGUGGCCUCGUGAAAGAUACUAUAUCUGUACCAAGGCUGGCCGGAUCACAGAUACGAAAUUCGACUAUUCUCGUGAGCAUGUCAGAGAGUCAGUCAAAAACUCCUUGAGGCUUUUGAACACCGACUAUUUGGAUCUCGUGUACAUGCAUGAUGUCGAAUUUGUGGAAACUCCCGAAGUGUAUGAUGCUUUGAGGGAGUUACGUUUAAUGAAAGAAGAAGGUCUUAUCAAGGCCUUCGGUUUCUCCGGAUAUCCCGUCAAACUCUUGUAUGAGAUAGCUUAUAAGUGCGCUCAUGAUUAUGUCGAGGAUAUUGGACGUGUUGAUGCAAUCCUAUCCUACUCCCAUGGCUGUAUUCAAAAUACCGCUCUCUUCGAGUUGUAUGAUGAUUUCAUCAACAAGUGCGGGAUUAAGAAGAUUUUGAAUGGCUCAAUCUUGAGCAUGUCUCUUCUCCGCUCAGGCAAAACUCAUGCCUUCCACCCUGCUAGUGUGGAGUUGAAGGCCAAGGUGGACGAGGUGGCCCAAGACUUGAAAAAAACCUCCAACAUAGAACUCGCGGAGCCUGCAACUAGAUUUGCCAUGAAGCGCUGGCUCUUCCAAACACAACCUCAGAAAGAUCCCCCUCUCAAAUGGAAUCAGAGAACCUCGAUUGUUCUUGGUGUUUCGACUGUGGAGGAGCUCAACUCUGCUUUGAAGAGUUACGCUGACGUAAAAGAGAAAGACGGGGCUGAGGACGAGAAAUUGUUUGAGGAGAUUAUCAAAAAGUUGGGAAGUCAUUUUAAUGAGACUUGGCCCUCGGGUUUAUAUUCAGCAACAUAG